Messenger RNA from Colletotrichum abscissum, 852 nucleotides. RefSeq lists its product as uncharacterized. The record is from RefSeq and is a predicted model, not a curated record. Bases 1 to 852 code for a protein of 283 amino acids. Lineage: Eukaryota; Fungi; Ascomycota; Sordariomycetes; Glomerellales; Glomerellaceae. The transcript has a single exon.
AUGAUGGAUUCCAAUACCCAGAUGUUCCCGUUCAUGGAGGAAUGCAAUGAGUACGACAUGCAAUAUAUCGAUGGCUUCCAAGAAGCUUACGACAAUAUCGAGGAACAUCACGAGAUACCUUUGCCACCCGGACCGGCUGAAGUCGACGGUCAGGAACUAGCCUUCGUUCCUGAUUUUGAAGCUCACCAAGACCUGCUUGAGCUCUUCCCUUCGUCUCUGGCCGCAGACGUCAUCGCGUUCUCACCUAUUACAGCACUUCUCAACUUUGAGAUGGCUGGAAUAGAUGAUCCGCAAUCUCAGAGUUUGGACUAUGCAAUUUGUCCUCCAUCUCCUUUGCCAUCCCUUCACGGAGAGUCUUCCUUGGUUUCGCAUCACGAUGAAGAGGCUGCUGUCCCAGACGAUACCAUGUGUCUUGAUCCAUCAGUAUUAUUCCGUCAGCCCGAUGGACGUUCUCUACGGUCAGGGAUUGACAACCACAAUAACUGGAGGUACCCCGAUCCUAACAGUGCCGAGUAUGCCAUCAUGCUACUACGAUGCCAUCACGAAGGCAACGAGUCAUCCAGUGCGUCCACUCAGGCAUUAUCAUCGCCACUAACAUCGGGAACGACCCGGCAUCUCUCCGCUGAGAUAUCAAUUUCUGCGUCUCCCGAAAGCAGCCUGCGACUACACCGUCAAGGUGUUAUCCAAAUGCUCAAGCAUCCUUUUCAGGAUCUGCUCAGCCAGGAGACGUUAGCCCCGCCAAGCCCAACUUUUCAUCUAAAUCGAACGGACCUAAGCCACAGUCUCUCCGAUGCUCGAACGAUGGGGACUGUAGCAUUGUGUACUGAACAGCGCGCAAUGCCGGUGGCUUAA